AGCAGAAAAGUUGUGAAAAGGGAAGGAAACAAUCACUCACUCAUCUGAAACUUCCUGUUUCGUUUCAGGGACUUUCUGCCGCGUGGAUCUGGCAUCGUAACCAGACGCCCUCUGGUCCUGCAGCUGGUGAAUGCCAGCACAGAAUAUGGCGAGUUCCUACACUGCAAAGGAAAGAAAUUCACUGAUUUUGAGGAGGUCCGUUUGGAGAUUGAGGCUGAAACAGAUCGUGUUACUGGCUCCAACAAAGGGAUUUCCCCUGUGCCCAUCAAUCUUCGAGUCUACUCUCCCCAUGUUCUGAACCUGACCUUGGUGGAUCUACCGGGUAUGACAAAAGUCCCAGUCGGGGACCAGCCGCCUGACAUUGAGUUUCAGAUCCGAGAUAUGCUCAUGCAGUUUGUCACCAAAGAGAACUGCCUCAUCCUGGCAGUAUCCCCAGCCAACUCAGAUUUGGCCAAUUCUGAUGCCCUGAAGAUUGCAAAGGAGGUGGAUCCUCAAGGGCAGCGCACUAUUGGGGUCAUCACUAAGCUGGAUCUUAUGGAUGAAGGAACCGAUGCCCGAGAUGUAUUAGAAAACAAAUUACUUCCUCUUCGUAGAGGUUACAUUGGUGUAGUCAACAGAAGUCAGAAGGAUAUUGAUGGCAAGAAGGACAUUCAGGCAGCUCUGGCUGCAGAGAGAAAAUUUUUUCUCUCCCACCCAGCCUACAGACACAUGGCUGAUCGCAUGGGAACCCCCUACUUGCAGAAAGUAUUGAACCAGCAAUUGACCAACCACAUCCGUGACACCCUGCCAGGGCUGCGGAACAAGCUCCAAAGCCAGCUUCUCUCCAUUGAGAAGGAGGUGGAGGAGUACAAGAGCUUUCGCCCUGAUGAUCCGGCUCGCAAGACCAAAGCUCUGCUUCAGAUGGUCCAGCAGUUCGCUGUGGACUUUGAGAAACGCAUUGAAGGCUCUGGAGACCAAAUUGAUACCUAUGAGCUGUCAGGAGGAGCUAGGAUUAAUCGCAUCUUCCAUGAGCGUUUCCCCUUCGAAUUGGUGAAGAUGGAGUUUGAUGAGAAGGAGCUGCGGCGGGAGAUCAGCUAUGCCAUCAAGAACAUCCAUGGUAUCAGAACCGGUCUCUUCACACCCGACAUGGCCUUUGAGACCAUUGUGAAAAAGCAGGUGAAGAAGAUUAAAGAACCUUGCCUGAAAUGCGUGGACAUGGUCAUUUCGGAGUUAAUCAAUACCGUUAGACAGUGCACCAAGAAGCUCAGCCAGUACCCUCACCUGCGUGAGGAAAUGGAGAGGAUUGUUACUACUCACAUCCGUGAGAGAGAAGGCAGGACCAAAGAUCAGGUCAUGCUUCUAAUAGACAUCGAGCUGGCUUACAUGAACACAAACCACGAGGAUUUCAUUGGCUUUGCCAAUGCUCAGCAGAGGAGCAGCCAGAUGAGCAAGAAGAAGGCAGCUGGCAACCAGGAUGAGAUCCUGGUCAUCCGAAAGGGCUGGCUCACCAUCAACAACAUCGGCAUCAUGAAAGGUGGCUCCAAGGAGUAUUGGUUUGUCCUGACAGCGGAGAACCUCUCCUGGUACAAGGAUGAUGAGGAGAAGGAGAAGAAAUACAUGUUACCGGUGGAUAACCUGAAACUGCGAGAUGUUGAGAAGGGAUUCAUGUCCAGCAAACACAUCUUUGCUCUUUUCAACACUGAACAGAGGAAUGUUUACAAGGACUACCGGCAGCUGGAGCUGGCCUGUGAGACCCAGGAGGAGGUGGAUAGCUGGAAGGCUUCCUUCCUUCGUGCAGGAGUCUAUCCAGAGCGUGUUGGGGACAAGGACAAAGCCAGUGAAGCAGAGGAGAAUGGAUCAGACAGUUUCAUGCACUCCAUGGAUCCCCAGCUGGAGAGACAAGUGGAAACUAUCAGGAACCUGGUGGAUUCCUACAUGGCAAUUGUCAACAAAACCAUCAGAGACCUCAUGCCGAAGACAAUCAUGCACCUCAUGAUAAACAAUACCAAGGACUUUAUCCAUUCGGAGUUGUUGGCAAACCUGUACUCCUGUGGUGACCAAAAUACGCUGAUGGAGGAAUCGGCAGAGCAGGCCCAGCGUCGUGACGAAAUGCUGCGCAUGUACCAUGCCCUGAAAGAGGCCCUCAACAUCAUCGGGGACAUCAACACCAGCACUAUCAGCACCCCUAUGCCCCCACCGGUGGACGACUCUUGGCUGCAGGUGCAGAGCGUACCGUCUGGACGCAGGUCUCCUACGUCCAGCCCCACGCCGCAGAGGAGAGCUCCCGCUGUUCCACCCGCCAGACCUGGGUCUCGAGGCCCAGCUCCUGGACCACCUCCUGCUGGUGGGUCCACACUGGGUGGUGCCCCCCCUGUGCCCUCCAGGCCAGGUGCCUCUCCUGAUCCCUUUGGGCCCCCACCUCAGGUUCCUUCUCGGCCUAAUCGUGCUCCUCCUGGUGUUCCCAGCCGGCCGGGUAAGGCCAGUCCCUCCCGCCCGGAGAGCCCAAAACCACCAUUUGACAUGUAGGCCUGCUCCCUCUGAGACUCUUUGCCUGCCUCUUAGCUGUUCUGUCCUGGAAUGGUCUGACUCGAAUCUCACACAUGGCUUGUUUUGUUUGUAUUUUGUGACACACGCGUAUCGGAUGUGAUUGUAGUGAAACUGUUUUUUGGGUUUUAGUUUGUUUUUUUUUUUUUUUCUUUU
Messenger RNA from Apaloderma vittatum (bar-tailed trogon), 2679 nucleotides. RefSeq names its product dynamin 1 (gene DNM1). The annotation marks the transcript as partial. Lineage: Eukaryota; Metazoa; Chordata; Aves; Trogoniformes; Trogonidae. Gene Ontology annotation, cellular component: microtubule; membrane; cytoplasm. The record is from RefSeq and is a predicted model, not a curated record. The transcript is spliced from 21 exons. Gene Ontology annotation, molecular function: GTP binding; microtubule binding; GTPase activity.